Messenger RNA from Erythranthe guttata (spotted monkey flower), 1686 nucleotides. Its product is annotated as Major facilitator superfamily protein. Gene Ontology annotation, cellular component: membrane. The record is from RefSeq and is a predicted model, not a curated record. Lineage: Eukaryota; Viridiplantae; Streptophyta; Magnoliopsida; Lamiales; Phrymaceae.
AUACUAAUAAAUUAGUAAUUUUCUUGAAAUUCAUGACUCAAAUACCCAUGAUCUUGCCUCCAAUAUGUUCCCUUCAAAAAAUGCAAGAUCUCAAUCCAAAACACUUAGAAGAAGAAGAAGAAGAAGGAGAAGAUCAACCAAACAAGCCCUUAACCAAAACAACAUAUCAAGAAAACCGAAACCAAUGCUUCAAGAAACACAAUGUAACUUGCUCAAUACUCUUGGAGCCAUUUCAAUGGCUGCAAAUGCUCUCGUCGAAGCUGAACCCCACGUUCGUCCUCGGCGUGCUGCUCACCUACGGCCUCAACCAGGGCUUCUCGGGCUCGUUCUUCAAGGUCGUUUCCGACUUUUACUGGAAAGACGUCCAGAAGGUGCAGCCCUCCGAGGUGCAGCUCUUCAUAGGCCUAUACUACAUUCCGUGGGUGAUGAAGCCCGUGUGGGGUCUAAUGACCGAUGUCUUUCCGGUGAUGGGGUACCACCGGAGGCCCUACUUCGUCGUCGCCGGAGUUCUCGGCGUGGCGUCCGCCCUGUCGGUGGCCGCGGGAGGGCGGCUUGCGGUGGCGGCUGCUCUGACUCUUCUGAUUGGGAUAACAGGCGGUGUGGCGAUUGCGGACGUGACGAUCGAUGCUUGCAUUGCAAGGAAUAGUAUCGAGAUUCGGUCUUUGGCAGCCGACAUGCAAACCCUCUGCGGGUUAUGUUCGUCUGCCGGUGCUCUGUUGGGAUAUUCCACUAGUGGUUUUCUUGUUCAUCAUCUUGGAGCCCAGGUAGCAUUGGGGAUUUUGGCAAUUCCAUCAGCUACACUGAUUUUGCUAGGUUUUGUGAUCUACGAGCCAAGAACAACUAAUCAGGAUAUUCAUUUUGAGAAGACAAAGGCAACAGAAAAGUUAAGAGAAGCAGUGUAUGGAAUGUACAGAACAAUAAAAUUCCCACAAGUGUGGAAACCUUCUCUUUACAUGUACCUUUCUUUAGCUCUCAGCAUCAGUACGCACGAAGGCCAGUUUUACUGGUACACCGAUCCCGAUGCGGGGCCCGCAUUCUCCCAAGAAUUCAUUGGGAUGAUAUAUGCAAUAGGGGCAAUGGCCUCCAUAGUAGGGGUUAUAAUUUACCAUAAAGCCCUCAAGAACCACCCCUUCCGGCCUCUACUCUUCUACGCGCAGCUCCUAUACGCCGUAUCUGGAACCCUAGAUCUCGUUUUCAUCCAACGGUGGAACUUAGCUCUAGGAAUACCGGACUACACAUUCGUUGUUCUAGAAGAAUGUGUCUCUCGGGUUAUUAGUAGAAUUCGGUGGAUGCCUAUGAUGGUUUUGAGUUCACAAUUGUGCCCUUUGGGGAUCGAGGGCACUUUUUUCGCGCUCUUGAUGUGUAUUGAUAAUCUCGGCGCACUUACUUCAAAGUGGGGCGGUGGGUUGGUUCUUCAUUUGUUGCAUGUUACGAGGAGUGAUUUUAAGAACUUGUGGCUAGCGGUUUUGGUCCGGAAUGUUCUUAGGUUUGUGACGUUGGGUUUGAUUUUCUUGGUGCCGAAUGUGGGCCCGAACGAUGUUUUCUUGAUUCCGGCAAAGGUCGUUGUAGGUGGUGGUGAGGUGGUGGAUUGUGAGAAGUGUUUAGAAAUGGUUCCUUUGAAUGAGAAAGUAUAGAAGUUCUUGAGUUGUUUUUUUUCAUCGAGUUGUAUCGAUUUUUUUUGUUUGA